Geosmithia morbida is the source of this 5682-nucleotide messenger RNA. Its product is annotated as E3 ubiquitin-protein ligase TRIP12. Gene Ontology annotation, cellular component: nuclear speck. The annotation marks the transcript as partial. Gene Ontology annotation, biological process: protein polyubiquitination; proteasome-mediated ubiquitin-dependent protein catabolic process. The record is from RefSeq and is a predicted model, not a curated record. Lineage: Eukaryota; Fungi; Ascomycota; Sordariomycetes; Hypocreales; Bionectriaceae. Gene Ontology annotation, molecular function: ubiquitin protein ligase activity. The transcript is spliced from 5 exons.
AUCACCAGAUCUUCGGCUCGCCAGGCGGCAAAACAGGCAGCAAACACCUCCGCCUCUCCCGCCUCAGCCUCUGACGCAGCUCCCGUAUCCGACGUGCUCCCCGACCCUCCCACCGUCUCGACUCCGGCGAAUAGGAAACGCAAAGCCGCCCCGGCCGCCGAGACAGACUCUUCUUCCGCCUCCAAAUCCCACCCGGGCUCUUCCGGUCGACGCCCUACCAAGAGGCGAAAGACCCCCGAAGCUAGCUCCCCCUCCGCCGGCCCGACUGCAUCUACUCCUGCUAGAUCUACCAGAAAGGGAAAGGGACCUGCCGUUAUGGAUAGCACAGACGACCUCCCCGGCUCUGCCGCCCCUGCCCCGCAGGCGGACCAGUCGGCCUCGUCAAGUAGGAAGUCUAGCCGCAGCAAGAAGUCUGCAUCUCGCUCCAGAGACCCGCCACAGGCUGGCACAUCGUCAACGCGCAGGCCCAAGCCCCAGAGCGAUCCGCCGGAUCCAGACACGGCCAUGACUGACGUAGACGAGCCGAGCGACCCAGGACCUCCGCCCGCACCCCCCACUCAGGAUCCCGCCCCCGAAGACGACAGCGACGACGACGACGGCGGCGAGGAUGAAGAGAUGAGGCGCUACGAGGAGGACGAAGACGACUUCUUUGGAGGCUCUGGCGGCAUCGGCCUGUCCGGGACGCUCCGGGCCCUCACCGGCAUGAUGUCGGGCUUCGCCUCCCGCUUCAGGGAUCUUCUCAGCAGCCUGCGGCGAGACGACCUCUCCGUGCAGAUGAUCGCGCUGCAGGAGCUGUCCGAGAUCUUGCUGGUCUCCAACGAGGAUAACCUGUCCGGCCAGUUCUCCCCGGACGCCUUUGUCAAGGAGCUGGUCACCUUGAUGAGCAAGGGCGAGAGCCCCGAAGUCAUGCUCUUGGCGUGCCGAUGCCUGGCUAACCUUAUGGAGGCUCUCCCUGCGAGCGUCGCCAACGUCGUGUACGGUGGUGCCGUCCCCGUCCUCUGCCAGAAGCUGCUGGAGAUCUCCUUCAUCGAUGUCGCCGAGCAGUCUCUGAGCACCCUCGAAAAGAUAUCUGUCGAGUACCCCGGCAGCAUCGUCCGUGAGGGCGGCCUCACGGCCUGCUUGUCGUACCUCGACUUCUUUGCUACGAGCACGCAGAGGACGGCGGUCACGACGGCUGCCAACUGCUGCCGCAAUAUCCCCAACGAUUCCUUCCCCGUCGUUCGGGAUGUCAUGCCUACCCUCCUCAACGUCCUCAACAGCAGUGACCAGCGUGUUGUAGAGCAGGCUUCCCUCUGCGUCUCGGGUAUCGUCGACUGUUUUGGCUACCAGCCCAAGAAGCUCGAGGAGCUCGUCAGUGUUGACCUGCUCCGCACCGUCCUUCGCCUGCUCGUCCCCGGCACCACCAACCUCAUCGGCUCCAGCAUCCACACCCAGUUCCUCCGCGUCCUGGCCCUGACGGCCCGAGCCAGCCCCAGCCUGUCGGCGGAGCUCUUCAAGCUCAACGUCGUCGAAACGCUCUAUCAGAUGCUCACCGGCGUGUCCCCGCCAAGCGGGACUGAGGAUGUUGCUUCCAAGCUGGACAGCGUCGUCAUCAUGCAGGCCCUCAUCCACCGCCCGCGCGAGCAGAUACUCGAGACGCUCAACAUCAUCUGUGAGCUCCUCCCCGACCUCCCCAAGAGCGCGGAUCCUGCCUCUGGCGACUUCGUGGAGCUGCACCGGCCGGCGGCCCCCACCGCCCUGUCCGCCGGCGCCAGGGCCGGGGCUCGCAGGCAGAGCAGCCACAGCGGCGAGGACCGCGAGAAGAGGGUCGAGCUGCUCGACGGAUGCCAGGAGCAGGUUCGGCGGUUCGCCCUCAUUCUCUUCCCCACCUUGACCGACGCCUACUCCAGCACCGUCAACCUAGGUGUCCGCCAGCGCGUUCUCAAGGCCCAGCUCAAGAUGCUGUCCAACCUGGACAGGCAGAUCCUCGCCGAAUCGUUGAUCCCCGUCCCCUACGCCUCCUUCCUGGCCUCCAUCCUCUCCCAGCGGGACCAUCCCAGCCUUGUCAUGCUGGGCCUCCAGGCCGCCGAGCUGCUCCUCCACAGGCUGGACGACAUCUACAGAUACCAGUUCUACCGCGAAGGUGUCAUCUCCGAGAUCACGGCCCUGGCCACCGAGGAGUUCCCCGAAAAGCCGAAGCCUGCCGAGUCCGUGGAUGGGGGUAAGGUCCGCCCCGGAACGGCUGGCCCUGCCGCAAAGGACGACCUGGCGGCCGACAGCGAUGCCGCCGGGCACGGAGACGGACACGAACCAGAGAACGACAGCGAGGACGAGGACGAGGACGAGGACGAGGACGACCACGACCACGACCACGAACCCGAGGACGUCGAAGGAGAAGAGGACGAGGAAGAAGACGAGGACGAGGACCACGACGAAGAGGACGACGACGACAAUGGUGACGAAGAGGGCCGGCAUGACGAGGUCGACCCGGAGACUCGCCGUGACGACGAUGGCGACUCUCCGGCCAGUUCGGGAGGAUCCACCAUGUCUCUCGACUCCCCUGCCCUCCGGUAUGGCUUCGACCCGGUGCCUAUGCAAUUCCGCAUCCGCGACGUGGCCAGGAAGUUUGUCGAGACGCACGAUUCCGAAGAGAGGGGCCGCGACAUGAAGAAGAAGGCCGCCGGAAUCCUCGACGACCUGUCUAACCUGGCCGCCUCCCUCGACGCCUUCUAUCUCAAGAGGACCCCCGGUGACCUGUCGCCUGCCAAGGGGCGGGAGCUCUUCGACAAGCUGGCGUCGUACUUUGACUCCGACGUCCUGGAGAGUGCCACGAGUGCCGAGCUCCUGUCUUCGGGCCUGGUCCGCGUCCUCCUCGAGGUGCUCAGCAACCCGGACGAGGAGCUCUCACAGCAGGCGCAGUCCACAUUCCUCGAGGUCUUCAUGGGCCAUACGGUGCGAUCCAAGCCCAAGACGGCGACGGCCGACUCCCCCGUGACGCCGUUCAGCGUGCUGGUGCACAAGCUUCAGGACCUGCUCAGUAGGUCGGAGCACUUCGAAGUCAUCACCGUGCACCAGAAUACCUUUGAAGGCAGCCGAAGCAGCCCGGCCUCGAUGCUGGGCAAGCAGAUCCGCCUCCGUCUGCUGGCCGAUGAGUCAUCGGAAAUCCCCAAGCCGUACCACAACAUCAUGGUCUCCAUCCACGCCAUCGCGACCUUCAAAUCCCUGGACGAAUACCUCCGUCCUCGCAUCAGCAUGUCCGAGCGGCCCCGCGGCUCACGACGGGACGACCUCUCCAGGGCUCUUGCCGCCAUGGCCGGCGCGGGCGGUCUCAGCAACGCUGCCGCGGCAAGGCUGGCUGAACGCUCGCCGUUCGGCUCGGGCUCCCCCGCCGCAGGAGGCCCUGUCCCGCCCCCUCCGCCGCCGCAGGCAGGGUCCCCCACCGGCUCCCGCCCCAGCCGCAGGCUGAAGACGCGACCGUCGCAGGCCGACCCGUCGGUGGAACCGUCCCGCGAGCAGGGAACGCUUCGGCGCUCGUCACGCCGCCAGGCGGCAACGGGGGAUGCGCCGCUCCCCGACCACCCCCCGCCAGGUGAUGGAGAAGACGACGAUCUCCAGGACGCUCUGGAGUGCGCUGAUGAGAAGCAGUUGACGGACGACGAGGACGAGGACGGGAUGGCUGACGGCAACAGCGCACUGGAUGCCAUCGUCGGCGGCCUCCACGACGAGAUGGAGGAGGACGAGCCGGCUCCCGCCGACCCUUCGGCCGUCAACAUGGAGGUGGCCAGGGGCGGCAACGUCCUGGCCCGCAAGGAAGACGGGAGCCGGGUUCCCACCCCUGGCCACACGCCUGGAAGAUCUGCCCGGCCAGACCGGACCGCCGCCACGCCGGCCGCCAACAGCCAGGGUGCCCCGACGCCGUCGGCCCCCUCGUCUAAACCCAUGUCCUAUUCGUCCGCCCUGCAGAGCGCCCCCCAGGACUGGCACAUUGAGUUCAGCCUGGACGGGAAGGUGGUGCCGAACGAGACGACCAUCUACCGUGCCGUCCACAACUCGGGCGCAACCUCGUCGGAUCAGCCGCGGAGCGUCUGGUCGGCCACGCACCAAGUUACGUUCCGCCGCGUCCCCGGUCCCCGGCCAGCCUCGGCCCAGAACCUGUCCUCAAGCUUCGACACGGACCACGAGGCGAUCAACGGCGUGCCGGCGUCCUUGGCCAAGAACCCCACCACAUCGUCCAUCCUGCAUCUCCUCAACAUGCUGCACGAGCUCAACGCCAACAUCGACGAGGUCCUCAUCAACAAGAGGGAGGCAACCGUCGACAUCCACCGCGAGCCGCUGUCGCAGUUUGUCAACACGAAGCUUACGGCCAAGCUCAACCGCCAGCUGGAGGAGCCGCUGAUUGUGGCGAGCAACUGCCUGCCCGGGUGGUCCGAAGACCUGGGGCGUCUCUACCCAUUCCUGUUCCCCUUUGAGACGAGGCACCUGUUCCUCCAGUCGACGUCGUUCGGCUACGCUCGCUCGAUGGCGAAGUGGCAGAAUACCCAGAACGCCGAGGACAGCCGACGGGACCGGUUCAACGAGCGGCCGUACCUGGGCCGCCUCCAGCGCCAAAAGGUGCGCAUCUCGCGUAGCAAGAUACUCGAGUCGGCCCUCAAGGUCAUGGACCUGUACGGCGCGUCGCAGAGCAUCCUCGAGGUAGAGUACUUUGAGGAGGUCGGGACCGGACUGGGCCCGACGCUCGAGUUCUACUCGACGGUGUCUCGGGAGUUUGCCAAGAAGAAGGUCAGGCUCUGGCGCGACAUGGACUCGUCCAGCACGUCCGAGUACGUAUCGGGCCCCAUGGGGCUGUUCCCGCGCCCGAUGAGCGAGAAGGAGUCGUCGACGCCCAACGGCGAGCGGAUCCUGCACCUGUUCAAGAUGCUGGGCAAGUUUGUGGCGCGGUCCAUGAUCGACUCGCGCAUCAUCGACAUCCACUUCAACCCAAUCUUCUUCCGCCUGGCCGGCGAGGCGGCCACGACGGCGACGGCGACGGCGUCGCCGCCUUCCUCGACGAACCUGAGGCCCUCCCUCGCCUCGGUCAAGAUGGUGGAUCCGGGCCUGGCGUCGUCGCUCAUGACGAUCCAGAAGUUCGUCCUGGCCAAGAAGGAGAUUGCCAACGACGCGAACCGCACGCCCGCCCAGAAGGUCCAGGACAUGGAGAAUAUCACGAUCGAUGGCGGCGUCACCAUCGAUGACCUGUGCCUCGACUUUACGCUCCCCGGAUAUCCCGAGAUCGAGCUCGAGGACGGGGGCUCCCACAAGCGCGUCACGAUUGACAAUGUGGGCUCGUACCUGGACAAGGUAGUGGACGCCACCCUGGGGUCUGGUGUGCGUCGUCAGGUGGACGCCUUCCGGGCGGGAUUCUCCACCGUCUUCCCUUACUCGGCACUCAGCUCGUUUACGCCCGAUGAGCUCGUCAGCCUGUUUGGCAAGGCUGAUGAAGAUUGGUCUCUGGAGACCCUCCUCGACUCCAUCAAGGCAGACCAUGGAUACAACAUGGACAGUAAGACUCCCAGCGAAGAGCCAUACACGUCGGAUGACUACCUUCCCAGCGUCAUGACGUGCGUAAACUACCUCAAACUGCCCAACUAUAGCGACAUGGACUCGAUGACGAAGCAAAUGUCGGUUGCCAUGAAGGAAGGCCAAGGAGCUUUCCACCUAUCUUAG